Molecule: messenger RNA, 2688 nt
Organism: Exophiala spinifera
Lineage: Eukaryota; Fungi; Ascomycota; Eurotiomycetes; Chaetothyriales; Herpotrichiellaceae
Exons: 4
Coding region: 1-2688 (895 amino acids)
Biological process (GO): DNA-templated transcription; regulation of transcription by RNA polymerase II
Cellular component (GO): chromatin
Molecular function (GO): zinc ion binding; RNA polymerase II cis-regulatory region sequence-specific DNA binding; DNA-binding transcription factor activity, RNA polymerase II-specific
Source: RefSeq, a predicted model, not a curated record
AUGGCCCCAAAGAACCGUUCCCAAACACCUCGACUUUCUGGUCCAGCUGAACCAACUUUGCCGGUCCUUUCUCAGCACACCACCACUACAUUCCUUUCGGAUCCUUCCAACCAUCACAGUCGUCGCGGCUCCCGGGACAGCCUUCGUAACAUAUCUUCAGCUCAGUUGCCUACCCCCGACACGGUUGUCUCGACUCGGUCGCCUAUAGUUCCCGACUCCCCUCAUUCUACUCUCGAAAGUUCCAACUCUCGUCGUGAAAGCGUUUCAACCAUGAGGACGUCGUCCAUUUCCCUUGACGGGCCUCCCACUUGCACGCCCACAGGUCGUGUUAGCAAGGCGAAAAAGGGCAAGAGAGUCCACGCAUGUGAAUUCCCUGGUUGUGGAAAGGUCUUCACCAGAGCAGAGCACAGAAGACGGCAUGAACUCAACCAUAACCCGGAGGCGUUGUUUCCCUGCACGCGUCCUGGAUGCAGGAAAGCAUUUCAUCGUCUUGAUCUUCUACAGCGGCAUCAAGAGAGACACGAUCUUGAAAACUCGGCUGCCUCUCCAGGGCAAAUGAGCCAGACGCCGCAGAUGUCAGUUUCCUCAGAACCGCCUUCUUCAGUCAUGCCUGCCGCAGUUAUAAGCAGUCCUCAAGCUGAUAGAAGUGCUCCAAGAUCCUCUGCCGGUGCUUUAUCGAUCGGAUCCCUUGUCCAUCCACAAACCGACUAUGGCUACAGCAUGGGGACGCCAGCAUUCAAUGGAUUUGGCCGGCAAACCAUACCAUUCAUUCCUGGGUUCAAUUCUUCCGAUGAUUCUUUGUUCUAUACACCCGAAAGCAGCCAGUCUCCUGUUUCUGAUUAUUACGGGCGAUACCCUCACCGCCAAAGCAUUUCCUCUUCUUCUUCAGUCGCUGCUUUUGAGCCCAACGGGGCCUCUCCUUUGAUCAGUGGAACUAUUCCAGGCCCAUGGGCUCCUUCUUCUGCUCCUCCCAGUAUUUUGCCAUCAAACAUGCUCGAUGAUGGCGCAUAUCUUCCCGUUAGUUCCCCUUUUCUUUGGACUGGUGCGUAUACUGAAGCUGAUCAGUCUCCUGCAGACUCUUCCAUACCGAUACCCCUCUCCGACCUGGAUGGCUACGAAUGGUCUGUCAUUCGAGGAGAACUAUCAAAUUCCUCUGGACUUUUAUCAGGAGAUUCCCCAACCGGUGUAUCCGACACUAUAAGGUGGCAUUGUCUUGACCUCUACUGGCAGUACUUCCAUCCCCAUUUCCCCGUUGUGCACCGGCCCACGUUCCUACCUACGAAGCCAAGCCCACUUUUGGCGAGUGCCAUGUCGGCAAUUGGAUCACAAUAUGAUGAUCGACCAGAUGCGAAGCAAUAUUCUUUGACACUUUUAGAGAUUGCGACAAAGCUGCUGAGAAGGAGAGACAGCAUUACAAGUCGAUCCAGAUUGGCGGACCUACAGACAGUCUUCUUGCUGGAAGUCUUGAGCAAGUAUUGCUCCAGGAGAGUAGAAGUCGAAAUGUCUGCAAGGUUUCGGUCUCUGUUUGCCAGUCUCGAUCAAGCACGUCGAACACUGGCCACAGAUCCUCUAGCAGUCUUCAGAACACUCCGGAAAGACAAGACCUCGGAAGAUAUUGCGCGAGCCCACAAGUUCUGGCUCGAUCAUGAGACUCGGAGACGAAUUCUUCAAGCCUCAACCGUGCUGGACCAUCAACAGGCCACCUUGUUCGAACAGCAACCGACAAUAGUUCAACACGGGCGGCCACGGAGAACUACCAGCCCGAGUCUACGAUGCAAUAUUCCUCUGCCUUGCUCUGAAGAGCUUUGGGAAACGAGCCCCAUCGAAAGUUGGGUUCAGCUGGCGGCGAACAACGACACAUCCAAGCCACGAUCUCACCGACAAGAUUCAAGCAUGGGACCACCCCAAGACUACUUCCAGAAUCUUGUGGGUAUGGUAGCCUGUCAAGGGUUGCCCGACCAAGCGCCACUUCGGCAAGAGCGACUAGCAGACGCCGCGGCCUAUAUGGCGUUCAAUCAACACGCGUCGGAAAUGGCUAGGAAUACACCCAUCAGACAAUUGCUCAUGACCAGCGGCGAGUCCUGGAUCCUCGGGAAGAAGUUGGAAAACGAAGCAGAGUUCCAGGACGCCAAACGCACGCUGAGAGCUUGGGCCGAUUCAAAUUUCCAAAGUCGAAUUGCGCUGUGGCACGCCACCCAGCUGAUCCGCAGCCGCGUCAAGUUUUCGUAUUCCGAACCUACAAGGACUGAACUGGGCGUUAUGUUUCAAGACACCCAUAUGCUUCAUGAGCCUUGGGUGUUAUACCUUGCCGCCCUUGUAUGCUGGGCUUAUGGGUUCUCAGCAUCGACAGCCCUCGACGUCAAUGUGCAGGGUUCGGGCGCCGGCUCAACGACCAGUAACCCACAGUCCAACGCGUCUCGGACGCCGAGUUCAUCUGCUUCAGCACAUCCGGCACUGCUCGACUCUCACGAAGCUGCGUAUUCCAUGAGAGAGUACCUCCAAACCACAGACGUCGACAAGGUGGACGGUAUUCUCAGCAUCGAUCCGCAAAUAUUCGGCCGCACGCAUGGUCUCCUUGAAGCCAUCCGACUGAACAAGAUUGGGUCGCUUCUGGGAGGACUUAUGAAUGAAGCGGAGAGAGUUCUUUAUCGACUUGUAGAGGGAAGAAGUCGUUUGUCACAUUUUUAG